Molecule: messenger RNA, 1941 nt
Organism: Nilaparvata lugens (brown planthopper)
Lineage: Eukaryota; Metazoa; Arthropoda; Insecta; Hemiptera; Delphacidae
Product: carbohydrate sulfotransferase 11
Exons: 3
Coding region: 408-1394 (328 amino acids)
Biological process (GO): carbohydrate biosynthetic process
Cellular component (GO): membrane
Molecular function (GO): sulfotransferase activity
Source: RefSeq, a predicted model, not a curated record
GCGCUAAGUUAGUUGUUAGCUGUAGUUGUUUUGCGGUAGCUGCCUUCUACAUAGACCUGUUUAGUGAGUUGUGAGAUAACUAUUUAGUUCAUGAGAAGAAGAUUUAGAUUUGUGCUGUUGUGGUGAUUCGAUACAAGUUACCAGUUACUUAGUUGAAACCUUCAUUCAGCCAUUCUCAAUUCUCGCAUGCAGAUUAAAUUUCACAGUUGUUUUAAGGUUAUCUCAAACUUUAUUUGUUUUUCAUUCAGUUUUAGAGAAAAGUAUGAGUAGAUUCACUAUAAAUACAGUUGACAAUUUAUUUUUUGGAAACAAUUUAUUAAAUUUUUGCUGAUAAAAGUAUUACGAUAUUAUUUUAAUACCUGCAAAGCAAUAAUGUUGACGAAACCAAUGGUUUUUAUAGGAAUAAAAUGGCUAAUAUUAAAAUUCUCAAACUAUUUAUGACAACUUUGAUAGUUGUAUGUGGUAUUUGUUCGUAUUUGUACCUGAGCUUAGUCGACAAAAGCGGUAAUUAUGCCGACGCUGCUGAUUUCAAUCCUAUGCUGGAGCAGAUGGUAUAUUUAGACCGCCAAGAACACUUGAAUAAGAUGUGCAGACUGUACCUGAAAAAUAACUCAUCCAAAAACACCAUCGAUGACCUGACUACAGAUGUGGAACUACUUGAACAUAUUAUUGUCGACUUGAAUCACAGGCUUCUUUACUGCUACGUGCCUAAGGUGGCUUGUACUAAUUGGAAACGAGUGUUGAUGAUCCUGACGGGCCUAGCCAACACAUCAGACGCCCUGUCCAUUCCGGCGCACUUGGCACAUAGACGAGGUAUGUUCUUGACGUUGAACAACUUCACAGUACCAGAAAUAAAGUACAUGCUUAGCACCUACCGAAAAUUUCUUUUCGUCAGGCAUCCCUUUGAGAGACUACUAUCCGCUUACAGGAAUAAAUUCGAUCAGAACCAUGUGAGGUCUAGCUACUUCCAGUCUCGUUUUGGCCGGUACAUCAUCAAAAACUAUCGAAUCAACGCGUCAAAAAUGUCACUGGAGAAAGGUGACGAUGUAACAUUCGUCGAGUUCGCCGCUUAUUUGACGGGACCUGAAAAUGUAACUUUCAACGAACACUGGAAACCGAUUUCGGAUCUGUGCAGACCGUGCUUGCUAAAAUAUGAUUUCAUAGGCAAGUACGAGACUCUCUACCCAGACUCUGAAUACCUGUUACAGUUGUCGGGAAUUCUUUCAUCAACUUUUCCACAUCUAACAAAACCGUCGACUACCUCUGCUCAACUUAGAAGCUAUUUCUCUAUGUUAUCACAAAAUGUAAUCACUCAGUUGUAUAAUAUUUAUUUUCUAGAUUUUAAAAUAUUUAAUUACGAUUUAGAAGGUAUUUUAGGUUUUGAAAUUGGAUAGUGACCAAGUUCUAGCUCUGACAUUUUUCAUAUAAUUUUACAAAUUUAUCCAAGUGAUAUUGAAUUUUCGUUAUAUUUUAUGAGGUACUAUAGAGUAUAUGUUUGAUUUCUAGCACUCUAAGGGCCGUUUGCACAGUGUAAGUUUAAGCUAAAGCUUAAACCAAAUCUGGAUUUUUUUUCCAAAGCAGGAGGUUUAAACCAAAUAAUUUGGAUUAACUUGACGUCUGUAAAGAUUUGAUGGGGAAACAGCUGAUAGUAAAUUAUUUUUCGACGUUUGUUUUUAAUGCUUCUGUAGACAAUAAUAAUUAUUUAGGUUAUAGUGAAUCAUUAUUUGAAUGUAAAAAUAAUUAUAAUGCAGGAAUUUUAGAAGUUUUUAAUGCGAUUGAUAAAGAUGACUAAAAAUAAAUUUUGCAACUGAGAAAAAUUGGGCAAAAACGAAUCAUUCAAAUUUCUAGGAUGAUAGAGAAUUUUUUCAACGGUUUUGUUUGAGUAAAGCAACUGCCAAUUUAUAUUAGGCUAUUUGAUUAAAUAAACCACUUGAUAGAAAA